GGCGCCGGCACGCUUUCGCCCCCUGGCGGCGGGUUUUUGCACCGCGCCCGCGCGCGGCGGCUCUGCGGGUUGCUGCGGGCCCGGUAUGGGGCCUCCGAGCCGCGAGGCCUGGGCCCAGCGCCUGGCCGCCUUCCGCGCCAGCCCGUCCGCCUUCCUGGCGGGCCCCGACGGCGAGGACCUGGGCCGGGACCUGCUGAGCGCCCUGAGGAGUGACAAGCUGGGCGAGCCCGCCAAGGCGUCCCUGCUGGCCCUGAGCCUGGAGUUCCCCGCCGAGCUGUGGCCCGACGCCCCUGCGGCAGAGGCGGCCGCCACCCGCCUGCUGGACACCCUCGUCCUCCUGCCCCCGCGGCCCUGCCCGCUGCGGCGGCCCCUGCUGCUGGCGAUCACCACCGUCCUGGUGGCCGGAGGCGCGCUGGGCCCCACCUCGGGCGCCUCGGGCCGGCUCCUGCCGCUGCUGCUGGGCCUGGCCGCCGGCCGGGAGCUGGGCCGAGGCUUGGGCCCCUCCUCGGAGCAGCGUCUCUUGCAGGCCACGGCGUGCGAGUGCCUGCGGGAGCUGGAGACUUGCUGGCCCGGGCUGCUGGGUGGCCACCUGGGGUCCCUGCGGUGCCUCGAGGGCCCCGUGCAGCCCAUCAGCCUGCUGCUGGCUCUCGCGCUGCGCAAUGCUUUGACCAUCCAAGCUAAGGCUGGGCUGCAGGGCCUACUCGUGGCAGCGGAUCUUCCCACCCAGGGCGGCCCCUGGGACUGGACCUUGGCAGAGGCAGGGGGUGGCCGUCUGCUGCCCCAAGCCCCCAGCUGGCCAUCCGCAGAGGCUGGGGAGUGUGGCCUGGCAGCACUGGCGCCCAGCCCGGAGGAGGCCCGGGAGCUGCGGGCUGCUGUCACCCAGCUCCUAGACACCUCCUAUCUGCUGACCCCUGCUGCCCAGGCCCAGCUCCUGUGGCUGCUGGCCUGGGCCCUGCGGGGCCACCGAGGCCAGCCGCCGGCGCUCUUCAAGCCACAGUUAGUCCGGCUGCUGGGCACGGCUCAGCUGGUGCUGUUGCACGCAGUGCUGGCCCUGAAGGCGGCCUUCGGCGAGGCCCUGUUCACCACCCAGGACGAGGCCUUGCUGCUUCGCCGGCUCACCCUGGCCACCCAGCACCCGGCCCUGCCCUUGCCCACCUGCCUUUUCUACCUGCACUGUCUCCUGAACUUCCCCGAGAAUUGCCCACUAGGCACAGCCACCGAGGAGGCCCUCCCGGUGCUGCUGGGCCUCCCACAAUGCCGGGGCCUCCUGCCCAGCAUCCUGCAUGAGCCCCCGGCCCUCCUGGCCCGCCUGCAGCUGCUUUCCCUGCUCUGCAUCGAAGACGAGGACAGGGAGGAGAGCAGGGCCAGCAGCAGCCUCCAGCGCUACCUGGAAGGGUUGCUGGCCAGCCUGCAGCAGCGAGCAGCCCUGGAUGGGGCACCCCGGGCCUCAGCCACCCUGUGUUUCCAGGCCACCUACCUGGUAGUUCAGUGCCUGGCUGGGAAACCUGCAUUUUUGCCAGAGCUGACUCUGGGGCUGGCCCGGCUGUACCGAGCCCGACCCGCACUGGCACCCCACUUCGUGGACUUCUUGGAUAGGGUGGGCCCAGAGCUGAGGAAGCCACUGAGUCGGGCAUUAAGGCAGGAGGUGGUGACCGGGCCAGGCGGGCAUGAAGCCCUUGGUUGGCAUCUGCAGAUGUUAGCCAAGGUGGCAGAAGGCGAUGACCUGCGUGCCACACUUAAGUUCCUGUGGGCAGCUGUGGGCAACUGCAAGGACUGGGGGCUGCAGCAGGCUUUGUUGAGUGUCUGCCGUACCCUCCUGCGCACCGGGGCUGGUGGGGGUGGCCUGGCCGACCUGCUCCAGACGCUGGCUGGGCAACUGCAGGACCCGGAUGGCCGCGACCAUGCCCGCCUCUACUACAUUCUCCUGGCCCACCUGGCCGGGCCUAAGCUGGAGGUGGCGCUGGCCCCGUCGCUGGCCGCCCCAGCACUGGCCUCUUCCCUAGUGGCUGAGAACCAGGGCUUUGUGGCGGCCCUGAUGGUGCAGGAGGCAGAGCCCCCCAUUCGGUUGAGCCUGGGGCCCCACACGGUGGUUGGACCCCUCCCUGUGCUACAGCUACAAGUGGAGGUGCUGGAGCCUGUGUUCUCGGUGGAACUGCGCUUCCAAGCAGAAGGACAGAUCUACGGACCCCUGAAAGCUAUCCAUGUUCCCUGCCUGCAACCUGACUGCCCGGGCCCCCUCCUGCAGCUGCCCCUGCAGCCCAGAUACCCGGCACCCGCCCUGCUGGCUGGGCAAGCCCUUUACACCACGCCCGCAGGUCGCACCUGCCAUGCGUGCUUGCCCCCCCUGCCCGUGCCCUUCGCCCAACUCUUCCUGCCCUUUCCUCUGCCCGAGGAUGACACCAGGCCCGGCUUCUUCGAGGAGCUCUGGGACUCUUGCCUGCCGCAGGGGGCUGAGAGUCGCCUCUGGUGCCCACUUGGGCCCCUGGGGCUGGAGGCCUUGGUGUCCCGUCACCUGGAGCCCUUUGUGGUGGCGUCUCAGCCCCCCUCCAGCUACAGGGUGGCCAUCCGUCUACCCCCCACCUCGAGGCUCUUGCUGCGGCUAGAGGGGGCACAGGAAGGUGGGGUGCCUGUGGCUCUGCGCACAGAUGACUGGGCAGUGCUGCCCCUGGCAGGGGACUUCAUCCGGGGACUGUCCUCAGCGGGCUGA
Messenger RNA from Suncus etruscus (white-toothed pygmy shrew), 2707 nucleotides. It is a transcript of the gene AP5B1, whose product is annotated as adaptor related protein complex 5 subunit beta 1. Gene Ontology annotation, cellular component: AP-type membrane coat adaptor complex; lysosomal membrane. The transcript has 2 exons. The record is from RefSeq and is a predicted model, not a curated record. NCBI's taxonomy places the organism in Eukaryota, Metazoa, Chordata, Mammalia, Eulipotyphla, Soricidae. Gene Ontology annotation, biological process: endosomal transport. Bases 86 to 2707 code for a protein of 873 amino acids.